GCAUUGUUCCUUUAACGAUGUGAGGAAACUGGUUGGUCCAGCUCUUAGUGCUGGGUGUUUUGUACUCUGAGUCAUGCUGUACAGGCCAACCUACCUCAUUUAAAGCAGUUUGCUAAUGCUUUUUUUUUUUUUUUGGUUCAGAUGAGCAAGGAACUAAAGCACUAUGGGUAAAAAGUCCUGCUUGAACCUGUAAAAAUAAAGCAAUUUCAGGCUAGGCUUCGUGCGUGGAAGCUGUGAAAUGCACGCUUUUGAUGCUUUCGUGUGUGAGGGUUCUUCCUGUAUUUGCAGAGUUAAUCCCCCUUUUACCUGAGGAAGGGGUUGCCGUGCAUAAACUGAAGUUUCAGUUUAAAUGGCUUCUUGGUAGCCCUAAUCAGCUAAGAGGUUGUUUUUCUCACUGUUCAGCUAAAUUGGAAGUUUUUGUUGUCUUUAUAGCACAUGAAGAGUUCAGAUGGCUUGUUACUGCUAUUCAUGUGUUUUUACAGUAUUUCAAGUGUUUGGUGUUUCAGGAGAAACAUGAAUUUUGUAGAGGAGUUCAAACAGUUCGGUCCUUGUGCUCAGUGUAAGACGAGUAUUAGAUAAACGCGUCGGGAGAUGAGUGAGAAAAUUUCUGGAAGAUCUUUAGCCAUAAUUUUUUACGUUGAGUUCUUUAUCUUUUGACUGGCACACGAGACGUUUGUGUGGAGGUUCUUGUGUUUUCACAUGCCUUACCUGCUAGAGUUUCCGGAGGUGACACCCCUCCAUGAGCAGCCCAUGUUUUGCUUCCCUUUGUUUCAAGUUGUUUGCUUGUUCUGAUCAGCUAGCAAAGGUUGCAUUUAGCUGAAUUGUCAGUUUGCUCAAAUAAACAGAUGUCUAAUAAUAAUUUGGUGGGCAUCUCAUUCGUUUCCUCUUUUCACCCUUUCGAGAAGUAUUUUGUAAAGCACUGUCUUGCCGUGGUUGAGUGGUGAGGUUGUCCCAUUGUUUUUGCUGCUAAGAACAGGAGAAGGUGAAAUUAAACGUGGGAGAUGAUGGAGAAAGAGUUAACUUAAAAAAAAAAAAAAAAAAAGAGGAAAGAAGGACAAAAAAAAAUCCUGACCCGAAUGGGUAGUUGAAGGUGCUGUGCUACAGAGUGGGCAGGAAAGGGGAUGAGGAAGGACUGCCAAAAAACAAACCCUAAAACUUGUUUUUCUGCUAUCAGUAAUACUGUUGGUGGUAACAACAGUUACUUGAUUUAGUAAACAAGAGAGGGAAGAAAGUACAGCUUCUUUAACAUGCUGCCCUGCUUCCAGGACAAAACUGUAAUUCAAACUCUUUGUGUAGAGUUGUUCACCGGGUACAGAGUGAUGUAGGAUUGGGGUAAUCUGGAAAGAAACUUGAAACUGCUGUUGCUUCAGGAGCAGAGCUAGUUCUUUCACAGUACUUUCUAGAGGCAGCUUCAGGAGGGCUUUGGCUCAGCACCCUGGAAGUGGCCUGCUGAGCUCCUGGACCACAGCUGGCUCUCUUGUUUACAUUCAUGUGAUGCUACAAUGAUGGGGCUGAGUUGGAUUAUAGAGAGCUAGCUCUGUCCCCCCUUCUGCGGUAGGGAUCACUGAUGCAUGGCCUAGUUAAUUUUACAGCAUAUAAUAGAAACGUGAUUAUACCAAAGAAACAGAAGGUAGAUGUGCUCUCCGAUGUGUAUAGGUAGCAAUUUGUAAUGAGCUUAUUCGCCUUUAUGUGAGUAUCUUGUAAGCAUUGUUAGAAAAUAAGUUGUUUCUAAUUCUUUUUCCCCUCAGGAAUCUUUCGAUGAUGCAUCACCAGGAAAACAAAAAGAAAUCCCAGAAGCAGAUCCUACAUAUGAAGAGAAAAUGCAAACAGACAGAGCAAACAGAUUUGAGUAUCUGUUGAAGCAGACUGAGCUGUUUGCUCAUUUCAUUCAGCCUGCUGCUCAGAAAACUCCAACUUCACCUUUGAAAAUGAAACCAGGACGUCCACGAAUAAAGAAGGACGAGAAACAGAAUUUACUGUCAGUUGGCGACUACCGCCAUCGUAGAACAGAACAGGAAGAAGAUGAAGAGUUGUUAACAGAAAGCUCUAAGGCAACAAAUGUAUGCACUCGAUUUGAAGAAUCUCCAUCAUAUGUUAAAUGGGGAAAGCUGCGUGAUUAUCAGGUCCGAGGACUGAACUGGCUCAUCUCUUUAUAUGAAAAUGGCAUCAAUGGAAUCCUAGCAGAUGAAAUGGGUCUUGGGAAGACACUGCAAACAAUUUCGCUUCUUGGGUAUAUGAAACACUACAGAAAUAUUCCUGGGCCUCACAUGGUGUUAGUUCCUAAAUCCACUCUACAUAACUGGAUGAAUGAAUUCAAGAGAUGGGUACCUACGCUUCGAGCAGUUUGUUUGAUUGGUGACAAAGACCAGCGAGCUGCCUUUGUCCGAGAUGUGUUGCUGCCAGGAGAAUGGGAUGUCUGCGUAACAUCGUAUGAAAUGCUUAUCAAAGAGAAGUCAGUAUUCAAAAAGUUUAACUGGAGAUACCUAGUUAUAGAUGAAGCCCACAGGAUUAAAAAUGAGAAAUCAAAGUUAUCAGAAAUUGUGAGGGAAUUCAAGACUACAAAUCGGUUGCUGUUGACUGGAACUCCGCUUCAGAACAACUUACAUGAACUCUGGGCACUUCUUAAUUUUCUUUUGCCAGAUGUAUUUAACUCGUCUGAAGACUUUGAUUCGUGGUUUGAUACAAACAACUGUCUAGGGGAUCAAAAGUUGGUGGAGCGUCUCCAUAUGGUGCUACGACCAUUCCUUUUACGUCGCAUUAAAGCUGAUGUAGAGAAAAGCUUGCCUCCAAAGAAGGAAGUUAAAAUUUAUGUGGGUCUCAGCAAAAUGCAACGAGAAUGGUAUACACGAAUCUUAAUGAAGGAUAUAGAUAUAUUGAAUUCUGCUGGGAAGCUGGACAAAAUGAGGCUGUUGAAUAUCCUUAUGCAACUGCGAAAAUGUUGCAAUCAUCCGUAUCUCUUUGAUGGAGCAGAACCUGGUCCACCUUACACAACAGAUAUGCAUUUGGUCACCAACAGUGGCAAAAUGGUAGUGCUGGACAAACUACUACCUAAGUUGAAAGAACAAGGUUCAAGAGUCUUAAUCUUCAGUCAGAUGACCAGAGUCUUAGACAUCUUGGAAGAUUAUUGUAUGUGGCGAAAUUAUGAAUAUUGUAGGCUGGAUGGACAAACGCCUCAUGAUGAGAGACAGGCUUCUAUUAAUGCAUAUAAUGAACCUGGUAGCUCAAAGUUUGUGUUCAUGUUGAGUACACGGGCUGGAGGUCUUGGAAUCAAUUUGGCUACUGCUGAUGUUGUAAUUCUGUAUGAUUCAGACUGGAAUCCACAAGUAGAUCUUCAGGCUAUGGAUCGAGCACACAGAAUUGGCCAAACCAAGACUGUUAGAGUGUUCAGAUUUAUCACAGACAAUACAGUAGAAGAAAGAAUAGUGGAACGUGCAGAAAUGAAACUCCGGCUAGAUUCCAUAGUCAUUCAGCAAGGAAGACUGGUGGAUCAAAACCUGAAUAAACUUGGAAAGGAUGAGAUGCUGCAAAUGAUCAGACAUGGAGCAACGCAUGUGUUUGCCUCAAAGGAGAGUGAGAUUACAGAUGAAGAUAUUGAUCACAUUUUGGAAAGAGGUGCAAAGAAGACUGCAGAAAUGAAUGAAAAACUCUCAAAGAUGGGUGAAAGCUCACUCAGAAAUUUCACAAUGGAUACAGAAUCCAGCGUAUAUAAUUUUGAAGGGGAAGACUACAGAGAAAAACAGAAGAUUGCAUUUACAGAGUGGAUUGAACCACCUAAACGAGAAAGAAAAGCCAAUUAUGCUGUGGAUGCAUACUUCAGAGAGGCUCUUCGAGUCAGUGAGCCAAAAGCACCCAAGGCACCACGGCCUCCAAAACAGCCAAAUGUACAGGACUUUCAAUUCUUUCCUCCACGCCUGUUUGAACUAUUGGAAAAAGAGAUUCUUUACUACAGGAAAACAAUUGGUUACAAGGUACCUCGUAAUCCUGAUCUACCAAAUGCAGCCCAAGCACAAAAGGAAGAGCAGCUUAAGAUUGAUGAGGCUGAACCUCUUAAUGAUGAAGAAUUAGAGGAAAAAGAGAAGCUUCUAACCCAGGGAUUCACUAACUGGAAUAAGAGAGAUUUUAACCAGUUCAUCAAAGCCAAUGAGAAGUGGGGCCGUGAUGAUAUUGAAAAUAUAGCACGAGAAGUAGAAGGAAAAACCCCCGAGGAAGUCAUUGAAUACUCAGCUGUGUUCUGGGAAAGAUGCAAUGAACUUCAAGAUAUAGAAAAGAUCAUGGCUCAGAUAGAAAGAGGAGAAGCUAGAAUUCAGAGACGGAUCAGCAUAAAAAAAGCACUUGAUACAAAGAUUGGCAGAUACAAAGCCCCUUUCCACCAGCUAAGAAUAUCAUAUGGUACCAAUAAAGGGAAGAAUUACACUGAAGAGGAGGAUCGCUUUCUAAUCUGUAUGCUUCACAAGCUUGGCUUUGAUAAAGAAAAUGUGUAUGAUGAAUUGAGACAGUGUAUCCGAAACUCGCCGCAGUUCAGAUUUGACUGGUUUCUCAAGUCUAGAACUGCAAUGGAGCUGCAGAGAAGAUGCAAUACUUUAAUCACCCUGAUCGAAAGAGAAAACAUGGAAUUGGAAGAAAAGGAAAAGGCAGAAAAGAAGAAACGUGGACCAAAACCCUCUUCGGCACAGAAGCGUAAAAUGGAUGGUACUCCUGAUGGUCGUGGAAGAAAAAAGAAGCUAAAGCUGUGAACGCAGAAUUUUUGUAAUCACUAAAUUUAAAAAAAAAGUAGUUCUUUAAUUUACGGGUCUUCAUAAGAUGUACUGUACAAUGCUCAACUAUUAUGUCAUUAAAGGACAUCGGGUUCAUCUGUUUACUGAACUAGAAACAUAGUACUUAAUGUAGUUUCACUUUUUUAAAUGCAACAGCUGUGCUGAAUUUUUUUUACCAUUAACACUUGAAGUAAUAAAUAGGCUUCAUUUAUUAA
Messenger RNA from Struthio camelus australis, 4969 nucleotides. Lineage: Eukaryota; Metazoa; Chordata; Aves; Struthioniformes; Struthionidae. The record is from RefSeq and is a predicted model, not a curated record.